GGCAAAACGGAAGGUCGUGAUUGGUCCACAACCGUCGUUGAGGCGGGACCAUUCUAGUGGCGACUGUCAAGAUUGGCAAAGAGCUGCGCUUGCUGCGUGCAGGUAAAGAACAAGCGACGCCGAAAGGAAACAUUUAUCUUCGCUAGAAAGCGAACAGUGGGAUGGGAACUGGCUGUCCGCACAAAGCCCUUCGCGCGAAACGACCGCAAAUGCGACGCGUUUAAGUUUGGGGAAGACGGGAGGGAAAAGGAGCGCGUGGGAAGAAAGUGCUGUUGUGUCAACCGUCGUUUGUCUCUCGGGCACGCUUCCUCACAGAAACAACUUGGACAGCUGCGCGCUUUCCAGCCAGCCAUCAACAAAGAAUGAAAGCCUUCAAACGAACUGUAGAAGAAGAGCGUCAUGUGGAGCAGGAGCAGUCUUCUGCCAUGUCGGACAGUGAUGACGGCUCCCCCCUCGACCUGUCAGGAAGGGGACUCUUCGGGAAGCGCCGUCGCCGUGGCAACCUGCCUAAAGAGGCGGUACAAAUUCUAAGGAGCUGGCUGUACGAGCACCGCUUCAACGCCUACCCCUCGGAGCAGGAGAAACUUAGUUUGUCCAGCCAGACUAACCUCUCCGUGCUGCAGAUCUGUAACUGGUUCAUUAACGCCCGCCGCCGUCUCCUGCCCGACCUUCUGCGAAAAGAUGGCAAAGACCCCACCAAGUUCACCGUCUCCCGCAAGUUGAGCGGCAAGAGCGAUGGCCACUCGUCCACGGGCGGCGGCGGCGCCAGUUCCCCCGAGAGCCCCUCGUCCACCGGCCCCACUCAACAGCGGCCGUCUGUCAUCCGCUCGACCCCGACGUUGGACCUCGGCGUCCUGGGCAACACCGCCACCGCUAUUCUGACCGGAGCGGGCUAUCCUGGGAAGGACGGCUCUGUUCAGGCGCUGAUGAGGCUCGACACGCAACGACUGCUGAGGGAGGCCGAGGAGCAAGGAGCUAACACGGCAGCGGCGGCGACAAGCCCGAGCGGUGGCCUCUUCAACACCCCUCCCCCGACGCCGCCUGAGCUCAUCCCCACUCAGGAUUUUAGUGAUCUGAAGCUUCUGGUUGAUGCAGCACUGCAGAGGGCAGCGGAGCAGGAGAACCUGAACCAGAUCCAGGAGAGCCCCAACAUUCUGAAAGAACCUGUAAAGACUGAGAAAGUGGAGUCACAGUGUAGCCCUUGCGCGAGCGACAUGGGUCCGACACCUCCCCCCGAAGACAGCCAGCAAGUCUUGGAUCCAUGCAGGGUCCAGAGUCUGAUGGAAAAGGCCAUGGCUGUGUCCGUGGCAGCCAGAGCUUCAAAUACUCCAGAAUCUUCUGCUACACCUGCGGCAGCUUCGGUCCUGGUCUCGGCACCCACGUUGUCCCCCUCGCCUGCGCCCAAAGUCAUUUGGAGUCCACUGGAGAAGGACUCCAAGCAGUCGCGGCUCAUCCCGGCCCACGUGCCAACCUUGGUGACGGUCUUUGGGCAGCCAAAGUGCGAGAAACAUUGUACCGAUCCAGCUCCAGCCUCCAAUAGUCCCGCGCCUGUGACGAGGCCAGUACCGGUCCCAGCUACGGGUUCUACCUCCAUCACCGCCGUAAGCCAGGCCAUACCGGCAGCCGUUGCACUCGCUCCGGCCACUCCCAGUCCAACCGUCACCUCGUUCCAGGGCCCGCUUUACCUCCCCUUCCACAAAUCCCAGCUAUUCCCCUUCGCCGUUCCGUCGUCGGCCUCGCAACCCCUCCUGCCCUUGCCCGUGGCUACCUCCGGCCAGGCUCCAUCUCAAGUCCUCAAAGCGUCGAGGUCGACGGUCGCGCCUCUACUGGGCCUCUCCCCGCACCUCACCACGGCCAGCGGCAGCAGCGGCGGCGGGGUCGGCUCGCAGAGGAACUCGCCAGUGGUGCCCAGCAUGUGGAGCAUGGUCCACGCCGACGCCAGACAGUCCAGCCCACUCCAAGUAGUGAAGGCGCCCAUCACCGGCGCAGCCUGGGGCCCCCAACACACGGCCUGCACACAGUGAGUAGAACGCAGGUGCUUGCCUUUUUUCGGGGUCGCAGUGGGCCAGACUGUUGAAAACAGAAAACCGAACGAAUUUCAUCACCACUUCUCAUCGAGUCGACAUGUUCCUGCGAGAUCCACGACUUUUAUUUUAGAUGAGUGAUUUUUCUUUUAUAGAGCUGCUGGUUCAAGCAACUUUCCCCCUUUAAGUCCCCCAAAACAUUUAUUGACAAUAUUUUCAGUUUUGCCCCCACAUUAAUGUUACAUAUGUGGAGUAUGAAUUCCUCCCAUUUUCAUUAAUUUCACGGGAGUGGCCACAUUCUAUCAACUGUAAAUGAUAUGAGAGUGCCGAUCGGCUCAAAUGGGCCAAAUGCCCGCCGCCCCUUGAGCUGGUUAAUGCCAGACGGAUUUUGCUGUUUAAUUCAUUUCCGCACAUAUUAUGAGGACCAUUUUUGACUUUGCUUCCUCUUUAAAGUGCUUCGGAAUCAAGCAAUUGCCGUUAGCAACACUCUGAGCAUUCCAUUCAGUGCACAUGAAUCGUCGCGUGCGGUUUGCGAUACCUUCGGUAGCGAUCUUUCUCGAAUGUAUAAAAUCUCUUCAAACAUUGGUUUUUUUUUACUCAGUGUUGUGACACUAAGAACAGUCGUCCUUUUUUUUUUUUACAAUUCAAAUGAUCCUCAUUGGAUGUUUCUCUCUCAUGGGGGUCAACUGGAGUAAAUUGUGACUUUGUUCAGUGAUGCUGGACCACUUCUAUCUCGUUCCACAGUCGCCCCGUCUUUAUUUUAUAGCCAAAGGAUUUUCGUGUGUGCCUGUGAUGCGUUGUCGUCCAUUCCAACAGUAUUGUCCUCGUGAGGGGGCUUGCGGAAUGAAAGGACGGUCACAUUGGGGUCUGUUACUGAAGCCGACGAUGGUGUCAAGUGUAGCAGCUUGAUGACAUCAUGCUUAUCUUGCAGCUCCGUGACACUUGGCACCUUUUUGUCCGGGGCGAUUAACAAAUCUCAUCUUUUUGUGAUCCUUCAUGUUUGGCCAAAGUUGACUGUCACAACUGACUGUUUGAGGUAUAUUGCGUAUUUCUCCACCCCUUCCCUUCCAUCUGUGCUUUAGAAAUGUCCAGUCAUUCAUGAAAUAGUAGUUUCCAUGAAACUGUCUUUAGAAUACCUGCAAUAUAUUUGUGCGGCUAAAUGUCGACAGCAUAGAAGAUACUGUAGCAGAAUUGCGAGGUUCCUGUUUACCAGAAUCAUCGAACCAUGGCCAGUUUGUACCAUUACGUACGUUGCAUGUGCUAAGAGAGAUGGGUGAUUUUUAUUUUAUUUUAUUUUUUGUCAUCCAGUUCCUCCUUGCUGUUUGUUUGAAUCUCAUUACUGUCGGCUCUUUUCAGGUUUUGUUCUUGUUGUCAACGGAUGUGCAUUUAUACCUCAUUUUACACCGGUCAUGCCAGGAUUAGGUCUUGUGUAGAGAACUAAGUAUUAAAGUACUAUUUUUUUAUUUUUUACGACUACGUGGCUUGUUAUUCUGGAGAUGUCUGGUGAAAAGAAUUAGACGGACAGGUUUUAGAUAGCAUGCUUUUUUUGUAUGUUUUAGAUGCUUGACAUUCCAUUUGGUGAAAAAAAAAUGGUUUUGUAUGUAAAUAUGUUCAAGGUCAAGUCAUUUUAGUUUGGUCAUGGCAUAUUUAUCUCAAAGAUUGUCAUUUCUUCACUGCCAAACCCAUUCAAAAAUCUUCACGAUGUUACUGACCGUUAGCAGUAUGACGGGCUUCUGUGCCUUAAACCUUUGAGGGAUUGAUGUCCCCAUAGACCUUGUUUUUUUUUUUAUUCUAUAUAAUUGAGCUCAAUAGUUUGUGCAAUAUAUGCCUUAAACUUUAAGUGUGUUUUGUAUUCGCGUUUCGAAGAAAUAAAAGCUCAGUUUUUCAUA
Molecule: messenger RNA, 3913 nt
Organism: Hippocampus zosterae (dwarf seahorse)
Lineage: Eukaryota; Metazoa; Chordata; Actinopteri; Syngnathiformes; Syngnathidae
Exons: 3
Coding region: 363-2024 (553 amino acids)
Biological process (GO): regulation of transcription by RNA polymerase II
Molecular function (GO): RNA polymerase II cis-regulatory region sequence-specific DNA binding; DNA-binding transcription factor activity, RNA polymerase II-specific
Source: RefSeq, a predicted model, not a curated record